Megalops cyprinoides (Indo-Pacific tarpon) is the source of this 1988-nucleotide messenger RNA. It is a transcript of the gene lipf, whose product is annotated as lipase, gastric. The transcript is spliced from 10 exons. Gene Ontology annotation, molecular function: hydrolase activity, acting on ester bonds. The record is from RefSeq and is a predicted model, not a curated record. The coding region runs from base 8 to 1288 and encodes 426 amino acids. Lineage: Eukaryota; Metazoa; Chordata; Actinopteri; Elopiformes; Megalopidae.
AGGGCUAAUGACGACACCCCCUGCCUUUAGUCUUGUGUUCGGCGGACAGUUUAUUCUCAAAGAAAGACAAGGAACCUCAGCGGGGGUGAAAAUGUCCUGGUUACUGCUGUGUGUGGCCUUCCUUGUCCAAGGGGCAGUCCAGUGUAAGGGUCUUAUGAGGAGAGACAUUGCAGGACUGGACCCUGAAGUCAACAUGAACAUCAGCGAGAUCAUCAAGUACUGGGGCUACCCGGCGGAGGAGCACGAAGUGGUCACGGAGGACGGCUACAUCCUGAGCAUCAACAGGAUCUCCUGCGGCGCGGGGAGCAAGGCGUGUGACGGUCCAAGACCCGUGGUAUUCCUUCAGCACGGCCUGCUAGCAGCCGGGAGCAACUGGGUGACCAACCUGCCCAACGGCAGCCUGGGCUUCAUCUUGGCCGAUGCCGGCUACGACGUGUGGAUAGGCAACAGCCGCGGGAACACCUGGUCCAGGAAACAUGUCACACUGACCCCGGACCAGGACGCAUUUUGGGAGUUCAGCUAUGAUGAGAUGGCAAAGAAGGACCUUCCAGCAGUGGUGAACCACAUCACAAAGGUCACAGGACAGGAGCAGAUUUUCUAUGUAGGACAUUCCCAAGGCACCACCAUUGCUUUCAUAGCUUUCUCCACCAUGCCCGAGCUGGCCAGCAAAAUCAAGAUGUUCUUUGGUUUGGCCCCAGUGGCAACUGUGGCCUUUACUGAGAGCCCCAUGACCAAACUCUCCAUCUUCCCAGAGUUCCUGAUCUGGGACCUGUUUGGAAGGAAGGACUUCUUCCCACAGAGUCCUCUGAUCAAGUGGUUUGCCACCAAGUUCUGCAGCCAUGACCCACUGAGCGAGCUCUGUGGAAACAUCUUCUUCGUCCUCUGUGGCUUUGAUGAGAAGAACCUCAACAUGUCCCGUACCCCUGUGUACACCACUCACUGCCCUGCUGGGACGUCUGUACAGAACAUGAUUCACUGGUCUCAGGCAGUGCACCGUGGGAAGCUAAUGGCGUAUGACUAUGGGAGAGCUGGGAACAUGGCACAUUACAACCAGUCGACCCCGCCUCUGUACCACGUGCGCGACAUGAAGGUGCCCACCGCGCUGUGGUCGGGUGGCCACGACACGCUGGCCGACCCCAAAGACGUGGCCGUGCUCCUCACCCAGGUCUCCAACCUGGUCUACCACAAGCACAUCCCCCACUGGGAGCACCUGGAUUUCAUCUGGGGCCUGGACGCCCCGCAGGAGAUGUACAGCGAGAUGGUGAAACUCAUGAGCCAGCAUCUCUAACACCCUUAGUCUUAACCUCAUGACACCUCUUGGCCUGCUGCACACUUGAUGCAGGCACCUGGCUUGUCACAAGAGAUAUAAGCAGUGCCUUUGUGAGUCUGUGUGUGUGUGUGUGUGUGUGUGUGUGUGUCUGUGUCUGAUUUUACUUUCUUUUAAAGCAGUGACAGUUAUCCGUGUGACAUUUCUGUCAGUCAGCCGUCCACUCAGGAUCGUUAGUGUUUUUGGUAACCUGCUGCUUUGUGUGGGAGUGAACUUUCCACUGUGCUUCCAGGGAAUGUUUUAAGAAAGACAGUGUGUUAGAAACCUCAAAGGUAUGUGAAUAAUGUACUUGUUGGUACAUACAUCUUGAACAGCUGUGCAUGUUUGGUUCAUUUUGGGAUACUGUAUUGAAUAUGGUGGUCCAGUUUUACCUCGAAUACAAGUGCAUUUCUUACCAGCAUUGUAGUUUUAUUGCUGUGCAGUUCAGUCUUAAUGAUUUUGAUGCAAUUAAAACUUAUUUUAAUGUAAACCACUAUUAUUUCAAUGAUGUAUUUUCAUUUUGACAUUAAGAAUGUAAUUUCUAAUUCAGUGGUGUCCACACCUGCUGGUGCACUGAUCAAAGAAUAUCUUAUUGUUGACAUUGAACUUUAUAUUUUCACUAACACCUGCUCUGUGAACCUAACAAGUCAAUAAAACCAGCAAACCCCUUUCUUUCUAGAAG